Molecule: messenger RNA, 411 nt
Organism: Tribolium madens (black flour beetle)
Lineage: Eukaryota; Metazoa; Arthropoda; Insecta; Coleoptera; Tenebrionidae
Exons: 1
Coding region: 1-411 (136 amino acids)
Source: RefSeq, a predicted model, not a curated record
AUGGCUGGUUAUCGAAAAUAUUUCUGCAAGUACCCUGGCUGCACCAGUGGAUACGUGCCGAACCCCGUUGAAGGACAUGCCAACAAGCACUUCUUCACGUUCCCUAAAAACCCAAAGCUUCACGAAUUGUGGAGGAAUGCCUGCAAAAUUGAAGGUUCCGUAAGGUCAAAGUUUUGGCGUUUAUGUGAGGAUUAUUUUGAACGCCGCGAUUUUGUGAAUGAGAGGAAGGAUAGAUUAAAUCCAAAUGUAAUUCCCAAGCCCUAUGUUUUGGCUUCACAAGAGAAGUUUGUUGACAUUUCACAAACAAAUCUUUCUGUGGCAGAUGAUAGUUUUGUGGAAAAUUCUUGCAGAAAAGGUUUUAUUUUGUAUUACGUCUGGGGCAGACAGGCAAACUAUGCCAAUACUGACUGA